UUAUUAACUCAUCCAAAGAUUAUGUUUUUAAUAUUUGUGUUUUAACUUCAAUUCGCUUUGAGACAAUAAAUAAACUUUAGUAUCUAUGUCUUGAAUUAUAACUUUUAUAUUUUACGCUAUGGGUGGUAAAAAAGAACCAUCAAAAAAUCGAAUGUAUGAAAAAGAAAGAAGAGAUCGAUUAAAUGUAAGUUUUGAAGAACUGAGAACAGUACUACCUAUAUCAGAAGCAAACUCUGUAUUAGGAAAAGCUGAAAUUAUAAAUCAUGCUGUUGAUUAUAUUAGAGUUUUACAAAAUGAAAAACUUCAAGAAUCUAAUAUCAAUCGUAAAGAAGUAUUGCGUUUAAAAAAUAGAAUUUCUCAAUUGUGUAAUAAAAUUAAAUAUUUAUUUUCAAUUUUAAGAGAAGCCAAAAUACAGUUACCAAAAGAUAAAAAUUUGAAAAAAAUUAUUUUAAAAACUGGUUGUAAGUCAAAACAAAUAAAAGAAUCUUGCAAUAAGUAUUGUUGUUUAAAAAAACUAAAAAAAAAACCAAGAUUGCUGCCAAAUCCAUCUCCAACUAUUUUACAAAAUAAAUCAAUCAAACUACCUAUGUUAACAUCUAGCAAUAAACCAACAAUUAUUUUUCCAAAUGGUCAUUUAAUUAAAAUAGAAACUUUACCUGUUGUACCCCAACCUCAAAUUUUGUAUGAUAUACCUAAAAUAUUACUUUUGCAUGAAUACAAAAACUCUGAUCGUUUGAUUGUACCAAAAAGAAAUGAUGCUACAAACACUACCUCAGUGAAUAAGAGACCAAUACCAUCUUUAGCAUCAUAUAAUAAUUUAUUAAAAAAGACAGACUUAGCUAAAAAUAAUUCAAAACAUUCUAAUGAAAGUGCAUGUAAUGUACAAGUUGGAUGCAUUAGUAAAACUAAAAACAAAAAAUUAGUAGAAGAAAAAAUAGACAUAAGUAGUGAUAAAAUAGACAAAAAUUUUCCAGAACCACUUGUUAUUAAUGAUAAUAAAUGUAAUAAAAAUCAUACUAUUGAAGCUAUUGUAAAAGAUAUUAAUCAAGAAAAAGAUGAAAAGCAAAAUGACAGUGAAAAAAAUAUUCUAAAUAAUGAUAAAAGUUCCAGUACAUCUAAAAAUAUCAUUAAACACAACGAUUCUGAAACCAAUGAUAGCAACAAUACAUCAAAUAAUUUAUCUACUGAAUCAACAAAACAAAAUACAUUGGCUGUAGUAAACUCAUUAAAUAUUUUAAGUGAUGAAAAUCAAGGGAAAUCAAUGGAAACUGCUAAAAAUAUUAUGUCUUGUUUUGAUGACAUCCGUUUGCCCAUACCUAGUAACGAUUUUCCUUCUGAUUUAUUCAGUACUCUCAAUGGGCCGGUGGGAAGUCAUCACGCAGAUUCAAUGUCACCAACGGAAGCUUUCCUGCUUUCAUUUCCUCUUGUUUCAAAUACAAAAAAUACUAACAUUUUAAAUGAAACUGAACAAAGUGAUAUAAAUUCAACAACUCCAACUACAAUUCUUCAAAUUGGAAAUCUUGAAUCUCCAGCUACUGAACUCUUCCAAAAAAAUAUUGAAGAUUGUGAAAAAGAUCAUAAUAAAAGUAAAGAUAAAGAUAAUUUUGUAUUUAAUGAAAAAACAUAUUUUAAUGAUAAUUAUUUAGAUACUAAUAAAAAAAGUAAUGAACUGUAUGACUUUAAUAAAGACAAUAGGAAAUUCAAAUCACUAUCCACUUCUCAAUCAUCUAUUUCUAGUUAUCACAAAGCUAGUUAUAAUGACAUUUCUUCAUACUAUAAAACAUCAUCAACAGGUUCUGAUCUCUGGAGGUAUUCAAAUUAUAAUUCAUAUGAUAAAAAUAUUAUUAAAAAUACAAAAAAAAAUGAUAAAUCUACUUCUACUGUCUUUACAAAUAAUGUUUCUUAUGUCCCAUAUGAUUUGAAUACAACUACUUAUAUAGAUACAGAAAAUUAUAGUGAAAUAUGGCCACAUAAACCAAAACAAAAAAAGAAACAAAAUGAAAAAAAUACCUUAGUUAAUUGGAUGACUGAUAAAAGUUGUCAAAACACAUAUUCUAAAAAAGAUAAUGAAAACUUUCAAAAGAAAAAUAAUUUUGAUGUGCAUUUUGAUGUACAAUCUGACUCUAAACAAGCUUUUUCGUGGUCACCAUCAAAAACUCUACCAUUACUCCCACAUUUAGACUCUAAUAUGCCUUCUACUUUGCCAACAUUAGUAGGAGACUUGGCAUUGAAUAACAGUUCAAAUACUCAGUAUGAUCAGCGACUCUAUGAUUGUAAUAAGAAAAAUGAUAGUUUAACUAUUCCUAAUAAUGAUCAAACUAUAUUCAAUUACAAUAGUAUGAAAUCACGACCUAUAAACUCAAAUUUUCUAUCUGUUAGUCAAUUAGUUGAACAACCUAAAACAAAUGAUAAAGAUAAAGGAAGAAAUAUUAAGGAUUAUUCUUGUGUGUAUCAAAAUCAGAAAACUAAUAAAGAUAAUUAUCAAAGUCAAACAAAACAUUUUUAUACUAAUUCGAAUCUAUUUGAACAAGACCAGUCAUGGGUGCGUUCAAAAUAUUUGCAUGAUUCAAGUAAAUCAACUAAUCACAGUGCUGAGUCACUAAUCAAACAUCAACAAAAAAAUUAUACCCAUUCAAAGUCAAGUAUUAAAAAUCAAAUUUGGUCAAAUAGUAAACAAACUAUGUAUUACAAAACUGGGCAAAAACAAAAUUUCAAUAAUAAUGAAAACAUCAAUACUUAUUAUAACCACAAUAGUAAUUAUUUAUAUGAUACUGGAAAAGAUUUGGAUAAACAAACAUCAUAUCAGCUGAGUACAAAUUUUUAUACUCCAGUAACAACAAAACACACUAUACCAAAUUAUAUUCCAUUACCAACAUCAUUUAAUAUGACAAAUUCUAGUUUCAAUAAACCAGCUCAGCAUUUUGCUCAAAAUACCAAUUACUAUUCUAAUAGUAGUAAUGUAAAUACAUUAACCAACUUCAAUUUAAGUACUAUAUUUCCAGAAAUAAAUGAUAAGGAACCAAAUAAUAUUGCACCUUUAGAUACUCCGUCGAAAAAUAUGGAAUAUGAAGUAAUAAAUAAUUAUGGAACUGUAGUUCAUCCACCAUUUUGAUUUUCUUAGAGAUAAUUAUAUUCUUCAUUCAAUAUGAAAGACUUUGGAGUCUUAGAAGUGGCUGUGAUUGAAUAUUCGUGGUUAGUAAUAUUUUAAAAAAAGUUAAUAGAAAAUAUUAAUAGUUUAAUCAAUUGGAAGAAUUUUUUCAAGGAGGCACAAUUUCAGCACCCUGUUGAGACUCUGAUUUAAUAAAUGAGAAUCAACAUCUUGAGUAUAUAUAAAUACAUUACAUAGUGAUUGUUUUUAUAAGUAAAAAUAUGAUUAAUUUUGUUUGAAUAUGUAUAAUAAUUUAAAUUUUAUUCCUAGGUACCUAUAGUUCAGUGAUAAAUUCAGCCAUGGAAAAAUUAGUUUUAUUUUUAACUGUAGUUUACAGGUUUUUAUUUUACUAGCUAAAUGGGCCAUAUUUUUAAGUUGCAUA
This is a messenger RNA of Daktulosphaira vitifoliae (grape phylloxera), 3530 nucleotides long. RefSeq lists its product as uncharacterized. The transcript is spliced from 5 exons. Bases 119 to 3112 code for a protein of 997 amino acids. NCBI's taxonomy places the organism in Eukaryota, Metazoa, Arthropoda, Insecta, Hemiptera, Phylloxeridae. The record is from RefSeq and is a predicted model, not a curated record. Gene Ontology annotation, molecular function: protein dimerization activity.